CCGGUGUGGCGACGCUCGUGAUGGUCGUGUAUCAGCUCAGCCAUACAGCUAAUAUGAUUGUUCGUGGAAAGAGGCCACAAAGGAUGCCGGUGUCACUUGACCGCUGUCCAGGAAACCUCACUCUGCUUGUUGAAGACAUGAACAUGACAUCUUUGCAGGAGACUCCUUCAUCAAGCGAGACGUUCUUCAUCUUUCGCCUUUCGUACCUGUGGAGUAGCGCUUUUGCAAUUGUGGCAACAAUAUUUCUUGGGGUGCUCGUCAGCACCUUAACAGGUGAAAUAAAGAAUAAAGAAGAGCAACCACAGCUCUGGAGUGAUGCUCUCGUACGUAUAUGGAGAAAAAGGAGAGCACUGCGAAUAACGAAGGAGCUGGAGAUGGAAGAUUCAAGACAGCUUAAGAACCGCAAGCAAUAUAGAGAAGCCGAAAGCGAAAAUCUGUUUGCACAGGUCGCAGCUACUGAUGUUUAAGAAGUGCCUUAUUCCACAGAGCCUGGAAAUUUACAGUGAAGCUCAGUACUUGUUGGACUUUAUAAACCAGGGAAGCUAUAUAAACAACGUACUGUGAUCAUUCGUGG
Molecule: messenger RNA, 574 nt
Organism: Dermacentor andersoni
Lineage: Eukaryota; Metazoa; Arthropoda; Arachnida; Ixodida; Ixodidae
Source: RefSeq, a predicted model, not a curated record